Messenger RNA from Aspergillus versicolor CBS 583.65, 619 nucleotides. RefSeq lists its product as uncharacterized. The record is from RefSeq and is a predicted model, not a curated record. Lineage: Eukaryota; Fungi; Ascomycota; Eurotiomycetes; Eurotiales; Aspergillaceae. The coding region runs from base 151 to 369 and encodes 72 amino acids. The transcript has 2 exons.
CUUGCAUUAACUACUCCGUUCUCAAUAUUUGACCAUCCUAUUGUAUGGUAUCACAGCUUGCCUUGCUAUGCACCUCGUUGCCACCAGGCGCGAACUGCAGCCUUGGUCGUAAAUAGUGACGCACAAGUAAACCCUUCUAUCCAGCCUCAAAUGGCAGUCAUCACGCGCACGCAGCCGACGCUAUCUGAAGCCCACGAAUACGUGAAGCGAAGCGACUGGGCACAAAACCAGCCGGGUGUCAUACUUGUGUUUGUCAUUGUCUUUAUUCUUGGGUGUGGGAUUCUUGGGGUUAUUGUCCACAAGGAGUGGGAGGCUCGCAGGGAUGAGAGGGCUGAGUGGACGGUUGAAGAGAUUAAGGAUGAUGUAUAGCCUCGUAGUAUUUGCUAAGUGGGGAUAUCUUCAAUAGUAGGAAAGGAGAAACCUGCUCUGAUAUCCUCACUCUGGUAAUCUACCAACUCGAUAUUGGAUUGUUUAAGCCGGGUACAAUGUUCUGCUACCUCCAAACCCAUUCUCCUGUAGACUGGAUACUUUGUAUUAGGUGGAUAUCCUGAGCUAGUACAGUAAAGAACCGACUCGCUCUUUAUAUCAAAAACAGCUAAUCCUGAUGAGGAACAGCAUC